AUGGGGGCGAAAGACCGCAACCAUGAAGAUCUCAAAUUCAGCUACCUCGCCGUGCAGCGUGGUGUAGACAUGCGACAAGAGCAAGCAAUUCGCCAAGGUCCUGAGGCUACAGAUGCCGCAUUCGAAGGAUUCGAGGACCCCGAGGAGUCUGGUAUCCCCAACAAGCCAGCCUUCCACGCUCUAUCCCUCCCCCGCGCCAUCUACCCACCCAUGAAACGUCGCGGUCAUGUCAUCUUUGAUCUCUGCACACCCGCCGGCAAAAUUGAGCGCUGGACCGUCCCGCGUUCUUACAGCCGCCAGGCCUACCGCGAUGCCCGCAAGUCCCGCUGGGGAGACCUGUGGGCUCUGGGAGCCAAGACCCGCAUCCCACGCAACCUGAACCUUGGCGAUAAGCAUGGCGAGGGUAAGAAGGAGCGUCUGGCCCGCCGUGCGGCGACCAAGGAUUCUAUGCGUGAAGCCGAGGAAGAAGGCGACUUUGAGAAUGAAGGAGAAGAAGAGGAUGAAGACUAUGGAGUUCAUGACUCGGAUGUUCCUGAUGUCCCAGUCAAAAAAAGGGGUCAGCAUAUCCCCAGUUGGAAGAAGCAUAAUGAUAAAAAGAAGCUUCGUCAGGCUUACAACAAGCGCUCUGUCGAUGAAUAA
Molecule: messenger RNA, 639 nt
Organism: Penicillium mononematosum
Lineage: Eukaryota; Fungi; Ascomycota; Eurotiomycetes; Eurotiales; Aspergillaceae
Exons: 1
Coding region: 1-639 (212 amino acids)
Biological process (GO): translation
Cellular component (GO): mitochondrial small ribosomal subunit
Molecular function (GO): methyltransferase activity; structural constituent of ribosome
Source: RefSeq, a predicted model, not a curated record